Botrytis cinerea B05.10 is the source of this 3491-nucleotide messenger RNA. RefSeq lists its product as hypothetical. Gene Ontology annotation, molecular function: beta-mannosidase activity. The transcript is spliced from 2 exons. Gene Ontology annotation, biological process: glycoprotein catabolic process; carbohydrate metabolic process. The coding region runs from base 490 to 3129 and encodes 879 amino acids. NCBI's taxonomy places the organism in Eukaryota, Fungi, Ascomycota, Leotiomycetes, Helotiales, Sclerotiniaceae. The record is from RefSeq and is a predicted model, not a curated record.
GAGGUUAUGCGCCGAAGAUAAUCCGAAUCGCUUCCUUGAUUCGUCAACUUGAUUACCAAUCAUCAAUCCAACACUCCUGUAUGAUCACAACUCCUCGUUUCUACUCCGUCCGUACAUGCAGAAAAAUGGAUUUCCGAGUUCCUAGUUUUACGAAGAUGUUGCAACAGUGUGAAAACGACCAAUCAAACUCAAUCAAACUGAGCAGUAUUGCCUGCCAGAGCUAUCAUCCCUUCCUUCUUAUCCUAGAAGACAAGUCAAUAUCAAACGCGGGAUCAAGACCCCGCAUGUAAUUAUCCCAUUUUGGAGCUCCGAAACCUUACAUAUGAAUCCAUGAAAUUAUGAUACUUCUUGAACUUGCUACUCGUUGCUCAAGUCAGAGAACUAAGCAAGGCUCAGAUAUAAGAAGAGUCUUAUUCCUUUGAUGUUGCUGGUAGAUCAUUUCACCCACACGCCAACUGUUCUAUAAGAUACUUGUGUCCCCCUUCUACAAUGCGUACAGACCAUACCUUCUCAAACAACAAUUCACGUCAAUCUGCAUCUGGAUCAGCUUCAUCUAAUAUGGCAGAGCAUACCAUAAUCCCAAUCGAUCAGAAUUGGACCUUCAAACAGGCGGAAGAUGAAGAUUCUAAAUUUCUCCCUGUCGCACAAUUUCCCACGAAUGUUCAUUUGGACCUCAUUGCCAAUGGCAUCAUAGAGGAUCCUUUCAUGGGAAAGAACGAAAAUGACGUUCAAUGGAUUGGUGAGACUGUCUGGACAUACAGAACAACGUUUUCAUCGCCUACGAUAUCAUCAGAGGACAAAGCUGGCACCAAAGCAGUUCUGGCAUUUGAUGGAUUGGAUACGUAUGCCACCGUUCUGUUGAAUGGAAAAGAAAUCCUCAAGACAGAUAAUAUGUUCAUACCAGAACGGAUUGACAUCACAUCUCACCUAAAAGACGAGGGAGAAAAUGAACUCAAAAUCACAUUCGAGAGCGCAUAUCUCAAAGGAUGUGCCAUAGUGGAGAAGUAUCCGGAUCAUCAUUGGGGUUGUUGGAACGGUGAUACUUCGAGACUUGCUGUUCGGAAAGCACAAUAUCACUGGGGAUGGGAUUGGGGCCCAACCCUCAUGACUUGUGGACCAUGGCGACCAAUAAACCUUGAGCUUUUCACAUCUCGCAUCUCGGACGUCUAUUUCACAAGCAAUGUGGAUAAAUCCUUGAAAACUGCGGAACUCGUUGCGAAGGCGGAUGUUCAAGGUGAAGCAUCGCAAGUUAAGUUCGAUGUUACUUUGGACGGCAAGCCUGUUGCAAGUAAGACAGUUACCUCUUCUGAAGGUUAUGCUAGCCACGCAUUUACGAUUGAAGACCCUGCACUAUGGUUUCCUAUCAGAUAUGGUAAACAGCCAUUGUAUGAUCUUACUGCGACGUUGAUUCACAAUGAUAAAAGUAUAUCAACGCAGACCAAGAAGUUUGGCUUGCGCCGAGCAGAGCUGGUGCAGGAUCCUUUGAAAGAUCAGCCAGGAACGUCGUUCUUUUUUAGAAUUAACAACGUUCCAAUUUUCUGUGGUGGUAGUGAUUGGAUUCCUGCCGACAAUUUCAUUCCCCGCAUCAGCAAAGAAAAGUAUUAUGAUUGGGUUAAGCUAGUAGCAGAUGGAAAUCAGUUCAUGAUUCGAGUUUGGGGUGGUGGAAUAUUUGAGGAACAAGCGUUUUAUGAUGCUUGCGAUGAAUUGGGUAUUCUGGUAUGGCAAGAUUUCAUGUUCGGUUGUGGAAACUACCCUGCUUUCCCAGACUUUCUCACUUCUGUCAAGAGAGAAGCCGAAGAGAAUGUCAAGCUUCUUCGACACCAUCCGUCCAUCGUUAUUUGGGCUGGUAAUAACGAAGAUUACCAAUAUCAAGAAUCGGAAGGUCUCACUUACGACUUUGACAACAAGGAUUCAGAGAGUUGGUUGAAGACCAAUUUUCCAGCAAGAUACAUAUAUGAGAAAAUUUUGGUUGAUGCUUGCACCGAACUAAUUCCAGAUACAUACUAUCACUUUGGUAGUCCAUGGGGCGGAAAGAAAACCACUGAUCCUACCGUUGGUGACUUGCAUCAGUGGAAUGUGUGGCACGGCUCCCAAGAGAAGUAUCAAAACUUCGACAAGCUCGUUGGACGUUUCGUCUCAGAAUUCGGCAUGGAAGCGUUCCCGAACAUCAAAACUAUAGAAGCAUUUCUCCCACUAGGUAAAGACGAUCCCGACCGUUUCGCCCAAUCCUCCACCGUUGAUUUCCACAACAAAGCUGACGGCCACGAGCGCCGUAUUGCCCUCUACCUCGUCGAGAAUUUCCGCUAUGCACCUGAUCCCCUUGAGCAAUUCAUCUAUUCCACUCAGCUCAUGCAAGCCGAGUGUCUAGCUAGCGCCUAUCGACUGUGGAAACGCCAAUGGAAGGGACCUAGUAGAGAAUACUGCGGAGGUGCCCUAGUGUGGCAAAUCAAUGAUUGCUGGCCCGUAACAUCUUGGGCAAUCGUCGACUACUUUCUCCGUCCAAAACAUGCCUAUUACACCGUCAAACGUGAAAUGGCUCCCAUUUCCCUCGGCAUCACGCGCAAAGAACACAUUACCCCCAAAGAUAAAUAUACCCGUGCACAUCUCACCAAGAAAACACAAAUCGAAAUCUGGGGUUCCAACCUAGGUCUCGAAGAUAUCACGGCCGACGUCCUGGUCAAAGCAUUCGACGUCAUCACCGGCCAAGAAACCUACUCCAAAACCAUCGCUUCCUCUCUCCUCCUCCCCGAAAAUCGUUCCACGGAAAUAAUCGCCCUGGACGUCCCCGUGCAAACCCCAAACUCAGACGAAGAAUCCCGCACCGUGGUCGCCGCAUAUCUCAUCCAAGACGGCGUGCACAUCGCUCGCUACAUCAAUUGGCCCGAACCAUUAAAAUACGUUCAUUUACAAAAACCCACCGAUCUGCGCGUCAAAUUGUCGGAAGAUGCAAAGACAGUGGAGAUUAGCAGCGAGGUUCCGGUGAAGGGGGUAGCGCUCGAAUGCGAGGAUGAAGAGGUGGUGUUUGAGGAUAAUUUGGUGGAUGUGGUGCCGGGUGAGAUGGUUAAAGUCGGGGUUAAGGGAGCGAAGGCGGGUACGAGCAUUGGAGUGAGGUAUUUGGGGAUGAUUUAGAGAAUUGUGAUUGCUAUUCUCCUGUUUUCUUCUGCUUCUGGUGUUCUUCUUUCUUCAUUUUCUUUUUCUCAAAGUGGAUCGGUUUUGUUUUAUAGGGUCGCAGUAACGAUUGAAUGAUUUUUUUUUAUGAUGGAUUGGUGCUAGGGGGGAAUUUUUUUCAUGAAAUAGAUGAAUACAAAGAUCUGUCUUUCCAUGUUGUUAAAUCUCAUCUCCUGAUAGCAUAUACAUACAAACCAGACGAAUACACCUAUUCUUCGUAGGCUGGAAGUAUGAACUUGUUUUAGGAUAAUUGUAUCUUACCUGGAACCCAUCGAAACAACCUACGCGAUCGCAACACAGCCCAAGAGGAAUUCAGAUGAACA